Molecule: messenger RNA, 1832 nt
Organism: Amphibalanus amphitrite
Lineage: Eukaryota; Metazoa; Arthropoda; Thecostraca; Balanomorpha; Balanidae
Gene: Snap29
Product: synaptosomal-associated protein 29-like
Exons: 4
Coding region: 245-1054 (269 amino acids)
Biological process (GO): synaptic vesicle fusion to presynaptic active zone membrane; synaptic vesicle priming; exocytosis
Cellular component (GO): SNARE complex; plasma membrane
Molecular function (GO): SNAP receptor activity; syntaxin binding
Source: RefSeq, a predicted model, not a curated record
CUCUGAGUCGCAACUUUCCAAGCAAGCUGCACCUCUAGAAACUUCAAUGUCCAUGAGCUGUUGACGAUGAAAGGCACAGUAAUCCUAGAACACGAUAAAAUAAUAGGACUGGCUCAUAGACUUGUGUCGCUUUUUUGCGUUUUGGGCUGCUGAGCAAAAGGCUGUUGAGUUUGUACCUAUGCUUUCGAGCAGGAGAAUCUGUUGCUGACUAGAUAUUCUACAAUUCUAAAAAUCAGCAUCAGCUAUGGCAGGAAAUAAUUAUUUGAGUGAUUCAAAGAAUCCCUUUUUUGCUGUGGAGGAUGUCACAGAUGAUGAGUUUCUGAAGCACCCUAGACAGGGUUCAUCGGGAUACAUGUUCCCAGAGCAUCAGUCUCGACCCAGAAAUCCACUGGAAGAUCGCAGGCUGCAACUGCAAGAAGAGAGAAGAAAAAUUGAGGAGCGUACAUUGAACUCAUCUAGCCGAUCAGUUGGGCUGCUUCAAGAAUCGGAACGAGCUGGCAUUGAGACUGCAGAGGAGCUCAUGAGGCAGAGAGAACAGCUGGAGAAUACAGAGAGAAGGCUGGAUGACAUUAAUGCUACACUCAACACAAGUCAAAGGCAUAUCAGCAAUAUAAAGAGCGUGUUCAGCAGUCUGAAGAGCUAUUUCGGCAGCCGUAGCGCGGCGGCGGCCGACCCGGCGCGGCCCUCCGUGCCCCAGUCGAGCUCUGAGUCGCACCUCCAGCAGACAGUGCGGCGCACGGAGGCUGCGGCGGCCGACCGGCCCGCGCAGCCCCACCCGGGACUGCGCGUGCGGGGCCUGGACGACACGGAGCCGGUGGGAGGAGCCGGGGCCGCCGCCGCCGCUGAUCCGUACGCCAGAGUGGACGCCCAGCUGGACAGGAAUCUUGAGGAUAUGUGCUCGGGCCUGGGCCGACUGCGCGGGCUCGCCGAGGGGCUCGGCCAGGAGAUCUCGGAGCAGAACCAGAUGCUGGACCGAAUUAGCACCAAGACGGACCGUGCCGACGUGCGCAUAGGCUCCCAGAACAAGGAGAUGCUGCGCAUCAUGAAGAAGUGAGACUGCUUGCUGAAUGGUCGGCGCUGGCUCUGUGGGGAGGUGUGGGGGGCUGCCUCGUUGCGCUGGGACCGAGAGGGUAAAUUGAGUUUGUGUGUCGGUGUGCAUACGUGACGGUCCGUUACCGUUUUCCAAGAAGAAAAAUCAACCCGUUUUGAGUACGUAUACGACUGUUUUGGGAUCACCCCUUCUCGUGCGCGUUUGGAUGGAUUAUUAAAACAUAUUAUUUUGUAUGGAUUAUUGACUGAGCUGCUCUGGUGGCCCCUGAGAACCUUUAUCAUCGGUAAGAUGUGCGUAGUUAGUGGAUACAUACGGAGCGGUGGGCUGACUACAUGUACGGGGGGACGGACCAGAGACAUUGGAUUGUACGCUCAUGUUUAUAAGAGUAUGUUGUACUUUGAGUUAUGAUUUAUAUAUUGCUCUGCUGUAUUCUGCUACGCACUCUGGUGUUGGUUAUUGUGGAGCAGUGUGUCAGGCUGGUUAAUGUCUCAGGCUGUUGUAAAUCCAUUUACUCGUCUAACAUGAUAUGAAAUAUGUGCGACAGAGGGACCUACUGAUGGUCGUCAAAUUGGAUGUGUACCUACAUUGGCUUGACGGGGGCAAGAUAUACUCGAUAUGUUUUAUUUAGUGUUUCGUUUAUUAGAUCAAUAACCAUUUUGCGAAAGUUGCUUAUGUUAAGCGUACAGAACAGUCAGCACAAUGUCGAUGUUAUUGACCAACAAAUGAAAUCAUGUAUCUAUUUCAAUUACUUUAAUAUUCCGGCAAUAAACAGUCAAUCUAU